Cloeon dipterum is the source of this 1976-nucleotide messenger RNA. Its product is annotated as probable G-protein coupled receptor No9. The coding region runs from base 97 to 1029 and encodes 310 amino acids. Gene Ontology annotation, molecular function: G protein-coupled serotonin receptor activity; neurotransmitter receptor activity. NCBI's taxonomy places the organism in Eukaryota, Metazoa, Arthropoda, Insecta, Ephemeroptera, Baetidae. Gene Ontology annotation, biological process: chemical synaptic transmission; G protein-coupled receptor signaling pathway, coupled to cyclic nucleotide second messenger. Gene Ontology annotation, cellular component: dendrite; plasma membrane. The record is from RefSeq and is a predicted model, not a curated record. The transcript is spliced from 5 exons.
CUAACAGUCACACUGUCUGGUUCUUUGUAAACUGCUUCACAAAGGCUAGGGACCAGGGACUUUAUUGGUGCAUGUUGCACUAAAAUUUUAACAAAAAUGGAAGUGUUUGAAGUGGUAGUUUUGAUGUCGUCGUUUUUGAUCACCAUAUUAGUGAUUGGAGGCAACGUUUUCACAAUCAUCGCAAUUCUGAGGAAGCCAAAACUGAAAACCACGUCCAAUCAAUUCAUCAUGGGACUUGCGUUUGCCGACUUACUCGUUGGAUUUUCAAUCCCGUACGACACAGUGAUGACCGCGUUGCACGGCGACAAACCUAUAGUGACAUACAGUGAAUAUGCUGUAUUCUGUCUCGUUUCUCUAUGCCCGAUUUUCCUGUCUUCGGUUGCCUCCUUUCUGCAUCUAUUUUUGAUUGGGCUAGACAGGUAUUUCGCCAUCACAAAACCUUUGGAGCACAAGACGUUUAUGACAAAAAGGAAAGCUCGGUACGCAGUACUCAUCGCCUUCGGCGUUGCAGGCUUAGGAGCGCUGCCGCCGGUCAUUUGGAACAAUUUUCCCCAAGAAAUAGGAGACGGAUAUGGCUGCGCAACCGUGACAGUCACGAUUUACUAUUUUUAUUUCGUGAUGUUUGGCUCGUACAUAAGCACCUUAUUCCUCAUCAUUUUCAUGUAUGCGAAAAUUGCGCACAUCGCUUCUGCUCGGCUGCGUAGCAACAAGAAACCGCUCAAGAUGUUUGCUACAAUCGUGAGUUGCUACAUGAUCUGCUGGCUGCCCUUCAUGGUUUGCAUGAUGUCAGUUGUUCAUCAUAACCAAUCUGGUGGCUCCAGUGCCAUGUUUAAAGUUUCUCCAGAAAUUCUUGCUAUCACGUACAUUUUGGCCUCCUUCAAUUCGGCCAUGAAUCCAAUAAUUUAUGCUUGGCAAUUGAGAGGGUUCCGCAAUGCUUUCUCUGAGUAUCUUCGAUGCGGCAUUGGUGGUCCCAGCAGCAGCGAGGAAACUACGACUAGUUCAACUCCUCCAAAUGAACUCGAUGUUUAGAGUGAUGAAUGCAAGUUCCAUAUUCCAUAUAGGUUAUGCAGUUAAAUAUUGUUGUUUAUUUGGUGCUUAGACUUUCUAUACAGCGUCAAAUUUGGUUUCAUUUGUCAUGCUCAACAACUAAUGCCAAUGUGUAAUAUAUUAAACCGCAUAUGAUAUUUCAGACUUUAUCAAAAAUUUCGAAAGCGGAUGCUGUCCGACCAAAUAUCCGCUUUGAAUAAGCUAUAAAGCGUUUGGAGGUCAAGGAAAGUUUUUCCAUUUCCGCAAGUAGUCUUGUCAACAUGUCUGAUGAGACUUUGAAACUUGAAUUAAGAAGUUGAAAUAAUAGGAAGUUAAAAUGCAUUUAUUAUCUAAUCAAACGCCCCCUUGCUCACCAUGCGUGUUACUCAUUUUAGUCAGUUUUGGAGAAAAACAGUCCAUUCCAGACUGACGUCGAGGUUUCUGGCCAUCAGUCGAGUAGACUUCACGGCUCGUAGUGUGUGCGGUGGGUGCACGGCCCAAGUCUGCAGUGUGGGCUGGCGCCCUGAACUCACCUCCAAAGACGACUUCGGCUAUUCUAAUUUUUCCAGACGCCAUUGCUCGACUUGGCCUCUUUUGCAUACCCAGUAGUUAUGUGUACAGCUAUUCUCAAAGAAUUAAUGCCAGAGAAUUAUACAAAUUUCUCGCGAAUUUGAUGUAAGGUCCGCACCCAUUGAUGAAUAUUAUGACUUGAAGUUUCCACUCGAGGAAAGUCAUGUAUUAUCUAGCGAGAUGAAAUAAUCGAUCUUGUUCUCGUUAAUUUAGUGUUGAGAUUUUGUUUUUCUCGACAUGAUUCAGCUCAAACUUGCAUGCUAUUCUUGAGAGUAUACAUUUUAUUGAUAAAAUUAUCAUUGUCAUAUAUACGAUAUUGUAAAAAUUAUUGCUAAAAACUGAUUUGUUUACAAAAAAAAUCAAGGAUUGAGCAAAAUAAA